Molecule: messenger RNA, 1276 nt
Organism: Triplophysa rosa
Lineage: Eukaryota; Metazoa; Chordata; Actinopteri; Cypriniformes; Nemacheilidae
Product: basement membrane-specific heparan sulfate proteoglycan core protein-like
Exons: 8
Coding region: 1-1215 (404 amino acids)
Biological process (GO): cell-cell adhesion
Cellular component (GO): cell-cell junction
Molecular function (GO): cell adhesion molecule binding
Source: RefSeq, a predicted model, not a curated record
AUGAUCAGAGUCAAUCAAGAGAACCACAGAUCGGCAGUCAGUCAGUCCACGAUGAAGCUCUACGCCGCAGCACUGCUUCUUUCCGCUCUUCUCAACACAGCAUGGGCUCAGAACCCAGCGGUGUCCGUUCGGCCUCGAGCGGCCGCCGUUAGACCGGGCGAGACGGUGAACUUCCACUGCAGAGUGUUGAGCGGCUCACAGCCCGUCCAACUGGAGUGGAAGAAGACCAACAACCAGCCAAUGGGAGAUAAUGUUAAGAUUGACGGUGCCGUGCUGACCGUCACUAAUGUCCGUCUCAAUAAUCAGGGGAGCUACCGCUGCAUAGCAACCAAUGCGCAAGGAAAAGCCACCGUCACCGCGUCUCUGUCCGUCAAGCAGCCUCCCAAGGUUCGCGUCACGCCAUCAGGACCACUGACGCUCACAGCCGGUGAGAGUGCGACUCUAGAAUGCACCGGCUCAGGGAAGCCACGCCCCUCGGUCAGCUGGUACAAACAGGAAACAGGAAGUGAGAUCGCGCUCGUGUCCACGACAUCAGGGAACACAGCUGUGCUGCAGGUGACAGUGAUGACAGCGGAAGACGCCGGAACGUUCGUGUGUCGCGCUCAAAACAGAGAAGGGUCUGCCGAGGGGAAGGUGGAGCUUAUGAUGGUGGGCGGAGUCUCAGCCGGCACGCUGCCGCAGGCUUCAGUAAGCGACACUGACCUCACAGCCGUGGAGGGCCGAACGGUGACCAUGCACUGCCAUGCGACCGGGUCACCCACUCCAGUCGUCUCCUGGUCUAAACUGCGGGCGCCGUUGCCAUGGCAGCACACAGUGACCGGAGGAAGUCUAACUCUCAAUAAUUUGGGGCGGCAGGACUCGGGUCAGUACAUCUGUAACGCUACAAACGCGGCGGGCUACAGCGAAGCGUACGUGCAGCUGGAGGUGGACUCUCCGCCCUACGCCACCAUACUGAUGGAUGAAGUAGUCGCUCGCGCCGGUGACGCAAUACGUCUGCAGUGUAUCGCCCACGGCAGUCAUCCAAUCCGCUUCCGCUGGAUGCGUGUGGGUGGGUCAGCCAUGUCUCUGGGGGCGGAGACCACCAAAGAAGGCUUGUUGAAGAUCGGUCAGCUGAAAGUAUCAGACAGCGGAACAUAUAAAUGCAUUGCGUCCAACCAUGUGGGUUCAAGCGAAGCUCUAACAAAAGUCAGUGUUAAAGGUGAGCAGAAGUUUUAAAUAUGUGCUCCACAGAAAUAUGAUUUGUCAUUAGCUCUUCAUUUGAUGAUGAAUUCAUUAU